This is a messenger RNA of Drosophila simulans, 561 nucleotides long. It is a transcript of the gene levy, whose product is annotated as cytochrome c oxidase subunit 6A, mitochondrial. Bases 79 to 408 code for a protein of 109 amino acids. The transcript is spliced from 2 exons. Lineage: Eukaryota; Metazoa; Arthropoda; Insecta; Diptera; Drosophilidae. Gene Ontology annotation, molecular function: enzyme regulator activity. Gene Ontology annotation, cellular component: mitochondrial inner membrane. Gene Ontology annotation, biological process: mitochondrial electron transport, cytochrome c to oxygen. The record is from RefSeq and is a predicted model, not a curated record.
GACAUCUUGCAUGUAGCCCAUCCCUAUUUACUUGUCAAAACAGCAAAUUUUCAUUCGGGCCAAGAAUCGACUGAAAAUAUGUCCGCUAUUCUAAACCACGCAAUUCGCCGCCAAUUCGGCGCUACUGCCGCCCGGAAUAUGUCCGGAACCGCCGCUGUGGCCGGCGAGCACUCCGGUGGCUACAAGGUGUGGAAGCGCCUGUCCUUCUUCGUGGCCGUCCCCGCCGUCGGACUGUGCAUGCUGAACGCCUACCUGAAGCACCAGGAGGAGCACGACAAGCCCCGCCAGGAGUUCGUCAAGUACGACUACCUGCGCCGCCGCGAGAAGCGCUUCCCCUGGGGCGAGGGCAACAAGAGCCUGUUCCACAACCCCCACGUGAACGCCCUGCCCGACGGCUACGAGCACUAGGUGGCCACCACCUCCGGUUCCCUCUGCGGGAUGUAUUCGUUGUUUGGUAGUGAUAGACGUUAAUGUAAACUGAACUUUACGCGGAAAUACACAGAAAACACAUAUACCCAAACUCCAGUUGGCGCUUCAAUAAAGAACAAAUCAGACCGAGGA